Molecule: messenger RNA, 2013 nt
Organism: Dovyalis caffra
Lineage: Eukaryota; Viridiplantae; Streptophyta; Magnoliopsida; Malpighiales; Salicaceae
Source: the annotation of a GenBank genome assembly
AUGGCUGUAGCAGUUAGAAGAAUUGCUGGAGAAAAAAGCUGGUUUUGUCAAGUCCACAGUUUUUUCUCGACGAGUACGGAGAAAACUACCUCCUCUCUUUCUGCUAUUCAAGAAGAAUUCAAAAGCCUUUGCUCCACGGGACGCAUAAAAGAAGCCUUUAAGACAUACAAUUCAGAAAUAUGGACAGACCAACAUCUCUUCUCUUAUCUCAUCCAAUCAUUCAUACCCAGAAAGUCCCUUUUUAUAGCGAAACAGCUCCAUUCUUUAGUUAUCACUUCUGGAUAUGACUUCAAAGACAAAUUUGUGAGAAAUCACCUACUAAACAUGUAUUCCAAAAUGGGGAAAUUACAAGAAGCUAUAGCAUUGUUUAAUGCAAUGCCCAUGAGAAACAUUAUGUCUCACAAUAUUUUGAUUAAUGGGUGGGUACAACAUGGUGACUUGGAUAAUGCUCUUAAUUUGUUUGAUGAAAUGCCUGAGAGAAAUGUUGCUACAUGGAAUGCGAUGGUUUCUGGAUUGGUUCAGUUUGAAUUUAAUGAACAUGGGUUGUUUUUGUUUCGAGAAAUGCAUGAGUUGGGGUUUUUGCCUGAUGAGUUCACUUUAGGUAGUGUACUUAGAGGUUGUGCAGGUUUGAAAGCUUUAUAUGCAGGAAGGCAGGUUCAUGCUUAUGUGUUGAAAUAUGGGUAUGAAUUCAAUUUGGUUGUUGGGAACUCUUUGGCUCAUAUGUAUAUGAAAAGUGGUAGCUUGAGAGAAGGAGAGAAAGUUAUAAAAGUCAUGCCGAUGUGCAAUGUGGUUGCUUGGAAUACACUUAUAGCAGGUCAUGCUCAAAAUGGGCACUCUGAGGGAGUUUUGGAUUUGUAUAAUAUGAUGAAAAUGUCUGAUCUCAGGCCUGAUUGGAUUACAUUGGUGAGUGUAAUUAGUUCUUGUGCUGAAUUGGCAACUCUUUUUCAGGGUCAGCAGAUUCAUGCUGAAGCGAUCAAAGUUGGAGCUUAUUCUGUUGUUGCAGUGGUUAGUUCAUUGAUUAGUAUGUAUUCGAGGUGUGGGUGUUUGGAAGAUUCUAUGGAAGCUUUGUUGGACUGUGAACAUCCGGAUGUUGUUCUGUGGAGCUCAAUGAUUACUGCGUAUGGAUUUCAUGGGCGGGUAGAGGAAGCUGUUAAGUUAUUUGAGCGGAUGGAGCAAGAAGGUGUGGAGGGAAAUGAUGUUACUUUCUUAAGCUUGCUUUAUGCUUGUAGUCAUUGCGGAUUGAAGGAAAAAGGGAUGGAAUUUUUCGAGUUGAUGGUAGAGAAAUAUGGAUUGAAGCCUAGACUGGAACAUUACACUUGCGUGGUUGACCUACUUGGUAGGUCAGGAUGUUUGGAUGAAGCAGAGGCUAUGAUAAGAUCAAUGCCUCUAAAAGCAGAUGUUGUGAUCUGGAAAACUUUGUUAUCUGCGUGUAAAAUCCACAAGAAUGCAGACAUGGCAACAAGGAUUGCUGAGGAAAUUCUUAGGAUUAAUCCUCAGGAUUCAGCAACUUAUGUGCUGCUUUCGAACAUUCAUGCUACUGCUGAGAGGUGGAAGGAUGUCUCCAAGCUAAGGAAAACAAUGAGAGAUAGGAACAUGAAGAAGGAACCGGGGGUAAGCUGGUUGGAAGUGAAGAAUCAAGUUCACCAGUUCUCUAUGGGUGACAAAUCUCACCCAAAGUCAGAGGAGAUUGAUUUGUAUUUGAAAGAACUAAUAGAGGAGAUGAAGUUGCAUGGUUAUGUGCCCGAUACUGCCACCGUUUUUCAUGAUAUGAACGGUGAAGAGAAAGAAAGUAGCCUGGUCAACCACAGUGAGAAGUUGGCUAUUGCUUUUGGUCUAAUGAACAUUCCACUAGGUUCUCCAAUAAGGGUAAUGAAGAACUUGCGUGUCUGCAGCGACUGCCAUGUUGCUAUCAAGCUUAUAUCUCACAUAAAAGAUAGAGAAAUUAUAGUUAGAGAUACUAGUAGAUUUCACCAUUUCAAAAAUGGAAAAUGUUCUUGUGGGGAUUACUGGUAA